CCCCUGACGUUACAAAUGUUCAUUGGAACAGCAGAUGAGCGAAACCUACGUCCUCAUGCUUUCUACCAGGUACAUCGCAUCACUGGAAAAAUGGUGGCCACCACGAGUUACGAAUCUAUCAUCAGUGGAACCAAAGUCCUUGAAAUGUCUCUGCUGCCCGAGAACAACAUGGCAGCCAACAUCGACUGUGCGGGAAUCCUAAAACUGCGUAAUUCAGACAUUGAGCUGCGCAAAGGCGAGACGGACAUUGGGCGCAAAAACACCCGGGUACGGCUGGUGUUUCGGGUUCAUGUCCCACAGGGAAACGGCAAAGUGGUUUCCAUCCAGACAGCUUCUGUGCCCAUUGAAUGUUCCCAGCGCUCAGCUCAAGAACUCCCACAAGUAGAGCAUUACAGUCUUAGCGCCUGCUCGGUGCAUGGUGGCGAAGAGAUGGUCAUUAGUGGAGCCAACUUUCUGCCAGAAUCAAAAGUUGUUUUCAUCGAACGAGGCCCUGAUGGAAAACUUCAGUGGGAAGAGGAAGCAAAUGUUAAUCGCUUGAAAAGCACAGAGGCUUUGCUGACCCUCACCAUUCCUGAAUACAGCAACAGGAGAGUUUCGCGGCCUGUUCAGACUUACUUCUAUAUUUCCAAUGGGCGCCGGAAAAGAAGUCCGGCUCAAGGCUUCAAAUAUUUGCCUGUGAUCUUCAAAGAAGAGCCACAUCUGGAUUCCACGCCCCAUACAUUCCCACACAUCACUCCAAAUGUUCCCUUUUCACUACCACCAGCACACGGGGGCAUGGAUUUCUCCCCUUCCAGACCUCCCUUCUCUUACAGUCCCGAGCGCUCCCCACCUUGUUCCCCAUAUGGCUCCAACUGGAGCCCUUGCUCAUUCUCAACACCUCCCCAUUACAGCCCGGCCUUCCGCUUCCCUCCCAGUGAGACCUAUGGAGGCGUUAACCUCUCUGUACCUCGCCUUGCUCCCCCAAGCCUGCCCCACCUUCACACAUUAGAUUGCCACCCUCCACACUUCCAGCCCGCUAGUCCACAACAUAGUCCUCAUGCACCAGGAGGGAGAGAAACCCAUAGCGGGGAGAGGUCACCAGAAUGGACAGAUCCAGACCUUGGAUCCCAGGAGUUUAACCCCAAGGAACUGGAGAAAUCGGGGUUCAGCAGUGGCUUCCGGGAAAACUUGCCUAUCCAUGGGAUCACACUGGAAGAAGUUACUGAGAUCAUUGGCAGGGACUUAAGUGACUUUCCGGAGCCAUCCUGUGAAGGAGGACAGAGCUGAAUAGUGAUCAGAAUUCUGGAGUUCAUAAAGCUUGAAGAAGACUGGAAGUCAGCCCAGAGAAAGCAUAGAUGUCCAGGACCACACACAAAAAAAAAAACCAGCUGGGCCAGCUUCUGAGGAUUUUGACAUGGAUGAAUUUGAAUCUGUUUUCUUUUAUCUUCUACCUGUGUUUUCUUUCAGCCUUCAAUUAGGGGCCUCCUAUAACUCAACGCAGAGUCCUCAUUAAAUCUUCUGUCCUCCUGCUCUUUGCAGUCAAGAGGUUUCAAAGAGCUGACAUCAUCAUCCCUCCAAGACUGGAGCACCUGUGGUCCUGAAGAAGUUGCUAAAUGACAAUUCCCACACUCUAACAUUUACUGUGUUGGGGGACCGGAUAUCAGUUGCUUAACCAUCUUUCUCCUACUUAGUGGCUGCCCUCUAUCGGUCAAUUUAUUUAUCCGGUACUCCACGAUAAAGAGUUUGGGCAAAAGUGUGAGACUACCUAUUGAGUUACCAUGCUCUCGCCAAUGCUUAGUCCUUUAUUUAUCUGCUCCACAUUUACAUUUUGGAGAGCUGUAUGUCCUAUGAUAAUUGAUUCCAUGGACUAAUCUAUCUUAUAUGGCUAUCUAAGUAAGAACCUCAGUUUCCCAGGAUAUUAUGUCUAUACUACACAUCUCUCCAGUGGUGGGAUUCAACCGGUGUAACAACUGCUUUGCUGAGUGCAGUGCAUUUGAAAACAACUCUAAAACUUACCUUCUGCUGCCGCCCGGCUACUAAAACAGCUGAAGCACGGCAAUCCGUUCUCCCACACCUAUCACCUGGGCUUCAAACAAAGGAAAUAUUUGUUUCCUUUAUUUGAAAGACAGACUAUCGCAGGGGAGU
Thamnophis sirtalis is the source of this 2124-nucleotide messenger RNA. NCBI's taxonomy places the organism in Eukaryota, Metazoa, Chordata, Lepidosauria, Squamata, Natricidae. The record is from RefSeq and is a predicted model, not a curated record.